AUGUUGCAUCGCAACGCCUUGAUGAGGAUUGUAGGCGGAGGUCGCAGGAGUCCUCCUGAGCCAGACUUGCCUGCAUACACAGCGCCUCCAAGCUAUACCACAGAUGCGCGGGUACAACAGGGAGAGGACGACCGUGUCACAAUUGUCGGUGAGAGUUCGUCGAGGUCGGAGACCCCGACGGUGGAAGAUUCGCCUCCACCCGUCGACCAGCUUCUACACGCCGAGCCUAGUUCGACAGAACUUGGUGAUGCGGAUCGCUCCGCGGAGACACUGCCCUCUGAGGAGGUCGUGCUGAGCUGGGAGCCAGACACUGACCCCGACGCAGCAUCCACAAGCACCAUCUCUUUACCGGGGCAUGACUCGGCGUCGAGCGUCCAUCGACCUCGCGCACCUGGCACGCUCGCAGAUGAGCCAUUCGGCGCUCCACCUGGGUAUAGCACCUCAAGGACCCCGACAGCGACUCUGGUGUACACCUUUUCCCCGCACUCGUUCAACUCGAUGCUCCUCCUUCCUCCUCCAGAUGCGGCAGACACCCGGCCACAGUACCACAUAGCCAUCCACCUGAACUGUUUCAUACCGUCGUCUUUCAUCACCAUCGUCCGGAGGGGCGCGACGGAGAACGGCCAGCAUGUCGGUGAAUUCGAGAUGGGGAUCUCGGAGAAGGCGAGCACGGUCACGAUCGGGCAGGACCGAAAAGCGAUGGCCGCCGUGUUCUCGAAGACGGGCAGCCACCUGAGCGGCGAGUUCCGCUAUCGGCACGCCGGCCGCGAGUUUUACUGGGACUGCAGGGGACCGCGCCACAAGUGUUUCCUGAUGAGCACCAGGCACGGGGUCGCUCCUCAGCCAUUGGCUGUAUACCACCGGCCAGGCGUUCCCCAUCCGCAGAGCAUACAGGCCAACGUCCAUCUCGGCCAGCUCCAGGUCCGGCCCGUGGGACAGGAGCACUUCGACUCGAUCGUGAUCUCCUUGCUCAUCGUCGAACGGAAGCGCCUAACGCCCUCGGGCAAGGCUUUUGGAAUCGUCUAG
This is a messenger RNA of Heterobasidion irregulare TC 32-1, 1026 nucleotides long. RefSeq lists its product as uncharacterized. The transcript is spliced from 6 exons. The record is from RefSeq and is a predicted model, not a curated record. Lineage: Eukaryota; Fungi; Basidiomycota; Agaricomycetes; Russulales; Bondarzewiaceae. Bases 1 to 1026 code for a protein of 341 amino acids.